Neurospora tetrasperma FGSC 2508 is the source of this 783-nucleotide messenger RNA. RefSeq lists its product as uncharacterized. The transcript has 4 exons. The coding region runs from base 1 to 783 and encodes 260 amino acids. NCBI's taxonomy places the organism in Eukaryota, Fungi, Ascomycota, Sordariomycetes, Sordariales, Sordariaceae. The record is from RefSeq and is a predicted model, not a curated record.
AUGGCGGUCUCAUACCCCCAAAUCGUGCUCUUUGGCGAUUCCCUGUUCCAGGGUGCCGCAAGUCUUGAGGAUGGUUUCUGUUUCCAAGCUGCCGUUCAACAGCAGGUUCUUCGCCGAUUUGACAUUGUUAACCGUGGUCUCUCCGGUUACAACACCUCCAAUGCCCUGAAGCUCUUGCCCCAGAUCUUCUCUCCGCCGGGUCCAGGCGUGCCCAAGCUUGCCUACCUUUUCGUCCUUUUGGGUGCAAACGACGCUGCCCUUCCCCAGCCUGUCAACAACCAGCACGUCCCUCUAGACAAGUACAAGCAGAACCUCGUCUCUAUCAUCACCCACUCCAACAUCACCGCCCACAACCCCAAGAUCUUUCUUAUCACACCACCACCCCUGGACGAGCUGAAGGCAUCCGAGGUCGAACCCGGCGUCCGCAAACACCGCGUCAGCGCCUCUUACUCCGAGGCCGUCCGCCAAGUGGCCGCUGAGCACUCGGUCGGCUUGAUCGAUCUCUAUAAGGCUGUCAUGGACUACGCCAUCUCCAAGACGCCCGGGUUUGACAGGUCCAAGGGUAAUCUGGGUGAUCCCGAGACGGGAGAAAGGGGCUAUCUGAAGAACUUGCUGCCGGAUGGGUUGCAUUUGAGCUCAGAAGCAUACAAGUUGUUGUACGAAGCCGUGAAGCCGCAUCUGGGUAAGGAGUGGGAGGGGACGAACGCUGCGGAGAGGGUUGGCUAUGUGUUGCCGGACUGGAAGGUGGCGCCUUGGUUGGAGGAGGAUGUGUUGAAGCCUUGA